Molecule: messenger RNA, 1035 nt
Organism: Cryptococcus wingfieldii CBS 7118
Lineage: Eukaryota; Fungi; Basidiomycota; Tremellomycetes; Tremellales; Cryptococcaceae
Exons: 4
Coding region: 1-1035 (344 amino acids)
Source: RefSeq, a predicted model, not a curated record
AUGCCAUACGAGAUCAUGACACACGACGAUUCUACAUCUCCCUCCUUGGGUGGUUUCGGCAGCCCUCAAGCAGACGAUAUCAUCAGCCUCAAUUCGAAUAACAGCUCUUCUUCGUCCUCUUCCGCCGACGAUCCCGCCGACUUGGCUACUCCCGACCCAUCUCCAUCUGAGGUUCCUUACAGCGGUGGGUGGAUGUAUCACUGCAAGCCCAACAACCAUGCCCUUCCGUCGUCGAUGAGAGAGAAAGCCGAAACCUUCCAUGAGCAAGCCGCAGCGGGAGCUUCCAAGACCCCUAUUACCGGAGUGGAUGACAAGGGAAACGACCAGGCGAUGGAUGAUCAGGCGCGCGGCAGGCAGUCUAAAUUCACGGCUAUAUUGCAUGAGAUAAUGCUCAACCUAGAGGCCGACAAGUAUGAGAACGCGAGGCUUCAUUUCGCUUUGGAACAGCAGAGCAAGCGACUCGAAGACGUUUCCAACAAGUUUACCGAUGGGCUGGUCAGCCGCGUCGCCCAGCUCGAAACUACCCUCGCCAAUCUCACGCUCCAGAAGACCCCGCCCGACAUCCACGUCGACGUCCACAUGCCGCCCCAUCCAUCUUCCAGCACCACCGCCGACGACACCCCUCCUCGACGUCCGUCUCACGAUGAGGGUAGAUCUGAUGGUCAUCCUGACAAAGCUGCCACUUCCGCCGCGUCAGAUACCAAAAUCUCCUCCUCUCCUCCCGUCAACCGACAAUCAACUUCCCCCCUGGUAGACGGUAUCCAAUGGGCCAAGGGAUGCCUUCGAGGCCUGCAGAUUAUGAGACAAAACUGCAAAGUUUUUCCCAGGGCUAUCGACUCUCUCGACAGAGCCAAAGUCCUGAGUGUAUCCGCUCCUGACAAGUGUCGAGAGUCGCUCUUUCACAUUUGCGGCCAGAUCGAGUUCUAUACGUUGUCUUUGAGUCGCCGAGUGGAGGAUUCUAACGCAGUUUGGGAAGCAGACGUUUUGAAGGAGGUGGUGAACGUUCUGAAGAAGGCCUUGGACUCGUCAGCGUAA